GAAGUGCGGAUUGUUCAGAAGGAUUGGGAUAGUGUGUUCGCAUCUGAAAUAAAAAAAUGUGGUGAGGUCUUGCAAUGCCAUCAGUGUCGAGCUGUAUGUCACAAGUAUGGCAAUGAGGAUCGUUGUAGGUUCCUCUUUCCACAUGAGCUUGUAGACAUGUCUUACUUUGAUGCAGAAACAAACUCAGUUGUCCUUGCUUGUCGAGAUGCUUGGGUUAAUUACUACAGUCCAUAUAUUCUCAUAUUUUGUCAUCAUAACCAUGACAUCAAGUGCAUCCUCUUGGACAAAGGUGCAAAGGCAGCUAUGUUCUAUAUAUCGGAUUAUAUCACUAAAAUGGAUCUGAAGACUUAUGAGAUGCUCUCUCUUCUG
Suillus discolor is the source of this 369-nucleotide messenger RNA. RefSeq lists its product as uncharacterized. NCBI's taxonomy places the organism in Eukaryota, Fungi, Basidiomycota, Agaricomycetes, Boletales, Suillaceae. The transcript has a single exon. The annotation marks the transcript as partial. The record is from RefSeq and is a predicted model, not a curated record.